UUGCAGGACGUGCCGGGCGCCGUUGCUCCUGAAUUUAAGACAGAAAUUCCGCAAAGAUCGGGACUGGUUUACAAAGCGUAGAAUUUUCUUCUAGAUCUUUGUGACGUCAUCCACGAGAAUGCGCCUUUCUCUGCUCCCAUUAACUGUUGCUGCAUUGCUGUCGCCUGCUACUUCUGAUCAUUCAGACUACCCUGUAAGAACAACGACUAACUGGAACGUAACAUGUUUCAACCUUCCCGAUAAGGACAAAGUAGUCCUUGCAGUGAAGACCCAACCACUCCGGAACAACUUUUCGUGUCAGGGUGUUUGAUGAUGGAGAUGAUGUUUAUGAUGCAACAUGUAGCAGGGCAACCAAUAGAUGGGAUGGUGUCAUCAUAUCAAGAGAGUGGAUAGACCAGCCGAAGUACUAUGAUCAAUGCAAAUCUGCUCAUUUUCCUGGAACUCAGAAGCCAAAAGUCCGCAGCCUACUUGUAACAACCGACGCCCCUACAGACUGGCAGUUACUUUCACUGCCCUUCAAGGAUAGUGAGAUCAAACGAACAUCUGGCGGGAGUGCAGUUUCUUUCGAUCUUCCAGCGAGAGAAGCCGUCUUCAUUCUGUAUCACCCGGAAGACAGAACCAAGUCAGAUUUUGAAUUAUCUCUCUCCGUGAAUAAUGAGCUCAUUCACCUACUCAGUUUCACCCAAACACCCAAUAAGGAAUGGGAUACCGUUGCUAUAUAUGAAGAUUGGAUAAAUCCAAGAUACCCUAACAUUCCUGAUUUCACCAUUCCCAUGAAAUCAAGAUCAUUACAAGGAAGGCGCAUUAAUGUGUCUAGUGAGGUUCCAAUCCAGUGGCAAAUGUUUUAUCUGCCACUAGAAGCAGAAAACGAAGUCGAGAGCACAGCAGAAGGAGAAAUGGAAGAUUGUGCCUUUUUCUGUGUACUGACCAUCGUCAUCAGCUGUCUCUACGUGCUGACGUUAAUUGCUGCAGCCCUGUACAUUUAUCACCUGAAGGCAUCGGCUACACGCUCUCAGGGUACAGACACUGGACCCGUAAACCCUGUCACUCAAGAGAGUCAGUCGGAAAUGGAACGAAAGAAAUCUGGAAACUAUGAGGAACCCAUUUACGAAAACGCUGGAAAUAAUGAAGAUCCUGCAAACACGAAUGCUGGACAUUAUAUGGAGCACAUGCACAAGAGACAUGGAAACUUUCAGGAACCAGACUUAACGAACGGAGAAGACGAAGAAGAACACAUUUAUGAAGAAGUCGACACCAUGCAAGGACAGUAUUCCGCUAGCAUUGAACACCAGAUCUGCUACACACGUGCACCAAAGAUCAGGUUGGACGAGGCCACCAGCGUACUGAAGUUGAUACAUUUGGAUACAUGAUUCCUGCGCUCAAACCAGGCAACAAAGACCAACGCUAUUAAAACUAUGAUUUAGGGUGUCAUCAAUUUCCUUAAGACAAGCUGACUGAGAUGAAUUGAACUGAAUUGAAUAUAAAAUUUACACGAAAGACCAAGCACUGAGACCAAUGAGGUCAUUAAAUGGGACAGACUGAUGUUAGCAAAUUGCAUUUUACUUUAUUUAGAUGGAAGAGAUUAUCAACAGAACUUUCCUCCUAAACUUAGGGAGACUGUGACACUAACUGAACUUUCCCACGAAAGUAAACGAGGCUGUUUAUUAUUAACGGAAUUUUUCUGCUGAAGUGGAGAAGAACGACGUUUGCAUGCUGGAAUUUGCUAAAAAAAAAAAAAAAGUAACGACCUACCGGGAAAGAAAAUGGCGUUUUAACAUUUUAUUUCGCCAGUCGCGUGGAAGAGAAUACUAUUUCAAAACAGGAAUUUAUCAUUCCUGACUUUGGAAUCAGUUGCAAUUACACUGCGCACAGCAAGAGGAAAUCACAUUGAAUUCAGCACCUAAAGGUUAUGUAAGUCCGAAGCAAUCAUAUAGGAGUUUGAAUAAUCAUAACAUUUCUCAAGCAGUGUAUAAACUCUAAUAAUAAUAAUAAUAAUAAUAAUAAUAAUAAUAAUAAUAAUAAUAAUAAUAAUAAUAAUAAUAAUAAUAAAUUAUUUCGUUGGUAAUGUCUAUUUCAACAUAAAAAAUGAAGAAAAGUUUCAUAGUACAUUUAACAUUAAUAAUAGGGCUUCCCAAAAUGUUUGAGUUAUGUAUUGUAAGUCCCUAAGGCUUACAUUUGUC
This is a messenger RNA of Macrobrachium nipponense, 2180 nucleotides long. RefSeq lists its product as uncharacterized. Bases 774 to 1370 code for a protein of 198 amino acids. Lineage: Eukaryota; Metazoa; Arthropoda; Malacostraca; Decapoda; Palaemonidae. The transcript has 7 exons. The record is from RefSeq and is a predicted model, not a curated record.